UGUGUGGCCCGCCGUGUUGGAGGCUCAGUAUUUGUUUGUCGUUAGAAAUCGUCGGACAACGGAACGAACCCGGAACCCCAACAGUUCACCCUCCCAGCGGGCAUCCCAUUCAUCAUUCUGUAUAUUCAAAUUAGAAAUUUAGAAAAGUCGUGCCCGAAUAUGUCGCCAAACAGCAGUUCAGAGAAGUCGGUGAAUCCCAACGAGCACCUGACCAUACCCAAGUGGGUGAACGAGGACUACUUCCUGCCAAUACUCGAAAAGGAUGUGAAUGGCUUUGACAAGAUCGUCAGCUUCACACCCAUUGCAGCCACGGCUCCCGGAGAAAAUUACACCUCCGUGAUGAUCCGUGUGCUCAUCGAUGUGCUGCUGAAAGACGCCAGCAGCCCAGAGAACUUCCAAACGAUCCGAAAGCAGAGUCAAGUGAAGUCCCCCAUCAGAAUGCCCGAUAACAGCAACAAGUUCUGCACCACCCAUAAUGUCCGCAUACCGGAGUGGGUCAACGAGGCCUACUUCAAGAAGCUGCUGAAGCGGGAGCUGAAAGAGUUCCGACGCAUCUUGAAUCUCUCAAUUAUACCGGCCACGCCUCCGGGCGAGACUUAUACAUCGCUGCUGAUGCGCAUUAUCGUCGACAUUGAAAUGAAAGACGGCUUCUCACAGCAGAAAUCCUACGUGCUGAAGACCAUGCUGGACGAUGCCCAGGGCAAUGGGUUUGUCAACACCCUGAAUAUCUUUCCCAAGGAGAAGCAAAUGUACGAUCUGAUUAUACCACAAUUGGAGCAGCUCUACGAGCAGUCGGGCCUGGCGGUACAGUUUGCCCCCAAAUGCCACUGGUCGGAGAAUGUCAAUGGUCGCAUCUGCCUCGUCCAGGAGGAUCUCAAAACGAAGAAGUUUCGUAAUAUCAAUCGUCUCAAGGGCUUCGAUAUGCCGCACAUGAGAAGGGUGCUCGAGAAACUGGCGGAAUUCCAUGCGGCCAGCGCAGUGUGGCGACAGCGGAACGGCCCCUUUCCGGAGGAUUUCCAACGUACUUACCUGCCCGCCAACUACAACAAAUCCAAGUCAUAUCAGGCCCGUGUCCAGAGCUACAAGGCGGCCAUGGCCAAAUGGGGUCUGCCUGAGCAUGAACAGUACGUGAGUCGCAUUCCCACAGCCGAUCAAUUUGUGCAAUCUGUGGCCCGCUGCUUCAACACCAAUCCCCAGGAGUUUAAAGUGCUAAAUCAUGGGGACUUUUGGUCCAGCAACAUAAUGCUAAGCUAUAGCCAAUCUGGGGAGAUCAAUCAACUGCGUUUUGUGGACUUUCAACUGUGCAAGUGGGGCAGUCCUUCGCAGGAUUUGUGGGAGUUGAUCGUCUGCUCGGCCCAUCAUAGCAUACGGAUCAAGCACUUUGAUUGCUUCGUUAGGAUCUAUCACACUCAUCUGGUGCGCUGCCUGAAGAUCCUAAACUACAGCGAACGAAUGCCUCUGUUAAGAGAACUCCAUAUGAGCAUGAUCAAGUAUGGUUUUUGGGGUUACUUUACGACCUUUACUCAUCUGGUGUUUAUCCUUAUGCCGGUCGACACGGAGGCGAGUCUCCAGUUACUGAUGCAGGCGGACGAGGAGGGAGACCGCUUCCGCUCCAAGGUCUACACGAAUCCCCUGUACGUCCGCUCUGCUCUCAGCAUAUUUCCGUUCCUCUAUAGGCGUGGCAUUUUAGACUUUUGAAUGCGAUUCUACCAAAGGUAUAUAUUUACACACAUACAUAUGUGCAUAUGCAAGUGUGUAAUUCUGCUGUAUUUCGUGAGUGACUUUGACUAUCUUAAAGAUUUAUCUUUUGUUUA
Molecule: messenger RNA, 1814 nt
Organism: Drosophila subobscura
Lineage: Eukaryota; Metazoa; Arthropoda; Insecta; Diptera; Drosophilidae
Exons: 6
Coding region: 160-1698 (512 amino acids)
Source: RefSeq, a predicted model, not a curated record